Temnothorax curvispinosus is the source of this 894-nucleotide messenger RNA. RefSeq names its product lysosomal aspartic protease-like. The record is from RefSeq and is a predicted model, not a curated record. The transcript has 5 exons. Gene Ontology annotation, biological process: proteolysis. Lineage: Eukaryota; Metazoa; Arthropoda; Insecta; Hymenoptera; Formicidae. Gene Ontology annotation, molecular function: aspartic-type endopeptidase activity. The annotation marks the transcript as partial.
GUUCUAGACUGGAGGAUGAGCCGACUCUCGGCUCAUCCGCCUUCUAUAGUGUACGUGACAUAAACUAUACAUAACCUAUAGAUUUUUACCCGUCUACACCACUCACUCGGAUGAGCCGAGAGUCGGCUCAUCCUCCAGUCUAGAACGGGCAUAAUCAACUUCGCGUCAAUCAACGCGAAGUUGCAUAGAAUUCCGUUAUACAGGACUAACACGACAUCCUCCGUUGAAAAAUCUUCGACGGAGACUAUGAGACGACUCCGUUAUCCGAAUCUGGACGCAAUCAUACCUCUUAUUAAUUACCAAGAUCUUCAAUACUACGGUACUAUCUUUAUUGGAACUCCACCGCAAAAGUUUAAUGUACUUUUCGAUACUGGUUCCUUUGUACUCUGGAUACCAUCCAAAAACUGCAACGUUAGCCAACCUGCUUGCUUGGAACAUAAUAAAUAUGAUCGUACAAAGUCUACCACAAACGUGGUGCCCGAUGCAGGCCCAACUCCAUUUGCUAUUCCUUACCACAAUGGAAUGUGGCAAGAUGGCAUACUGUACGGAAACUCUUCUUAUGAUGACGUAAGGUUUCAUGAGGAUUGGAAUGCGGUUCCAACACAGGUAUUAGCAGAAGUGUCUAAUUUCUCGACAAGUUUUUGGGACUGGUCACAAUGCGACGGCGUUGUGGGGCUGGGUUAUUCAGACGAGAAUCUCUUCCAAAACAUGAUUGAGCGAGAUCUGGUGGACCAACCAAUUUUUAGCAUCUAUUUAAAUCGGAUUCAAGUAAAAAAUUACACCUCUUGCUCAGAAGGCUGUCAAGCUAUCGUCGACACGGGCGCUCUUAUGAUAGGUGGACCACCGAGGGCUAUCGCAGCUCUCAAGAGAGAGAUCGGUGUGGUUAAUCAUACG